AUGGACUCCGCCGUCCACUCGGCACUUGAAGAAAUUUGCUCCGCAGCUGCAAACGGGCUCCACCUCCGGAGCCUAUGGACGAGACUCGACCCGCAGCUCGCGUCCCAGGGCCUCCCCCUCGGCCCGAACGUGAAGCGUGCCGUGUGGGAGAAUCUUCUGGAAAUUCCAGGGCUCAAACUCGAGGCCUGUGAUGGCUGCGCUCUGGACAGCUCGAAGCAGGAUUUGGUGAAGCGAACCGUUGAGGAGUGUGAAAAGAUGGAUGUCAAAAUCGUGGCUCCGGAGUCGAUGAGGAAGAGCUUUCUAGGCAUUUACGAGAUGGAGUCCUCAGAGUCUGGCCUGUCUGAUAUGCAGCGACUCAUUCUUGAGCGGCUUGCUGUUGCUAGGACAAAUGGAAUUGCACAAAGUGAUCUUUCAAAAGAAUUACACAUUGCACCAAACAAAUUAUUCUACCCAUUGAAGAGACUUGAAACCCAAGGAUAUAUUGUGAGGCAGCCAACUGUUAUUCGAACAAAACAGCCAUCCAACAGAGAGCCAAACAGUGAGUCUGUUACAGCCACCAAUAUGCUGUAUCUAUACCGUUAUGGGAAGCACCUUGGUUACCAUCAGAGACUUGAAAUCACUAAGGAGGAUAAACUUGUGAUGGAUGGGAACGUAGAAGAUGGUCACGUAGAAACUGGUACUGAUCUUGGUGAAGAAAUAUCAAAAGAGGAUGUACAUGUCAGAGAUUUUUUACCUGCCAUGAAGGCCAUAUGUGAUAAACUUGAAAACGCUCAGGGGAAGGUUCUGGUUGUUUCGGAUAUAAAACAAGAUCUUGGUUAUCGAGGGACUUGUGGUCAUCGAGCUUGGAGAAAUAUAUGCCAGAAGUUGAAAGUGGCACGAGUUGUGGAAGAGUGCUGUACAAUAAUCAACAAGAAGGAAGUCAAUUGUUUACGCCUAAUUUCCAGCCUUUCUCCAUCAUAUUUCGAGCCAAAACUUCAUGGGCAUGGGCACGAUGAUACAGAUCCCGAGCAAUCAAAAAUUUCAAUGAAAAGAGGUCAAAUUACAGAACAACUUUUAGAACUUCCCCUUCUCCGGCAGGUAUAUGACAUGGUUGAUGCUGCGGGAGCAAAAGGGUUGACUAAUACAGAGGUAUGUAGAGGGCUUGGACUAUGCGGUAAGGAGUACCACAGGCGAUAUUUUAAGCAAAUGAUCUCCAGGUUUGGAUUGCAUUUACAGCUGGAACCUCACAAUAGAAAUGAGGUCUACCGACUUUGGACUGCUGGUAAUUUUAAUCCAGGAUCAUCCAAUAUGGCUCCUGCAGAAGAAGAAAGAGCUCUUAAAGUAAAUGAAUCUGGCCCAAGUAGUUUGGAUCUUGAAUCUCAUGAGGACUUGUCUCAGCCUGUGAAAGUGAUAGAUGAUUCUAUUUCAACGGAGAAUGUUGGAGGUAUCUACAAAAGUGAAAAGGAGGCAGUUGACAUCGCGGAUGCCUCUAAUGUCACAAACAUGAAUAGUGAAUGUUCCAGCACUCUGCUUCUACAAUGCAGUCAACAGAAUUCUGGUGUGGAGCUAUCCGGUGGAGUCCCUGAUCAGGAACUAUUUCCUGCCCGUAACUCAGUAAACAACAAUAUGGUAGAAACAUGUUCUCUUGCUGUUGUAUCACUUACACCACCAUCAACCCCAACACCUUCCAGGCGUCGAUCAAACCCAAGAUAUCCCCGUCUUACUAUGGGUGCAACUAACUCACAGAGGGAACAAAACAUACUCAAAUUGUUGCAGGAGGAGAAGUUCCUCAUUAAACCUGAGCUCCAUAGACGUCUGGAGAGUCUUGAGAAUCUUGGGAAGGAAAAGAAUACAACAAUGGACCGAAAGACUUUAUUGCGUUGCCUGAACAAACUUCAGGGAGAAGGGCAUUGUAAAUGCAUCCAUGUGAGUGUCCCAGAUGUUACGAACUAUGGCCGCAGUAAAGCUGUUGAAGUGAUCCUCCACUCCUCUUUUCAAACUGUUUCCCCUGAAUUACUGGCGCAAAUCCACGAUAAAAUUAGGUCAUUCGAGAUACAAGUGCGGAAGCAAGCACAUACUCGGCAGAAGGGCCAAUCGGUUCCCGUAUUGGACAACGUGGAGAGGAUUCCAAAUAGCAUAAGGUCAGAUACCCAAUUACUUCGAUCUGAAGCUGUGCGUAAUGGAUUUGUGCUUCCGAGAAUGGUUCGGACAAAGCUUCUUCAUGUCUUUCUUUGGGAUCAGAUGCGCAGUUCUUCUAGUUGGGAUGGCACCUUAUUGUCUAGUAAUCAUUCUAAUGAUUUGAAAAACCCGCACAGUACCUGCAAGUUGUUUGAGUUAGAUCUGGCCAUUAGAUCGAUGCCACUUGCUUUGUUCUUAAAAGUAGUAGGUUCUGCUCAAGCAUUAGAGGAUAUGAUUGGGAAAUGUAGAAGUGGCAUGCGACUCUGUGAUCUUCCAGUUGAGGAAUACAAGAUCCUUAUGGAUACUCGAGCAACUGGACGACUAUCUUGGCUAAUCGAUAUAUUGCGGCGUCUGAAGUUGAUUCGUCUAGUGAGUAAGGACCAUGCAGAAGAUGGAGGUAGCAAUCCACAUACGACUCUCACUCAUGCAUUAGAACUCAAACCUUACAUCGAGGAACCAGUCACAGGAAUUGCAUCAACUGGUCUCUGUUUGCACGAUCUACGCCCUCGAAUCAGGCAUGAUUUUGUUCUUUCGAGCAGAAAAGCCGUUGAUGAAUACUGGAAUACCUUAGAGUAUUGUUAUUCUGCAUCCAAAUCAAGAGCUGCUUUGCUUGCAUUCCCUGGAACUGCAGUCCAUGAGGUAUUUAAUCCACGAUCGUGGACAUCUUCCCGGGUAAUUACGGCUGACGAGCGGGUGGAGCUACACAAGCGUGUCAUGAAAGAUGACCCAAAGGAAAAACUUUCAUUCAGUGAGUGUGAGAAGAUUGCUAAGGACCUUAAUCUGACCCUGCAGCAGGUCCUCCGGUUCUAUUCUGACAAGAGUCAGCAACGGCUUACUAGACUUCAGACAGAUUUGGCUGCCGAGAAUCAGAAGCCUGGGACAUUUAAAGAAAAAAAUUCUUUUUUGUCAUGUAAAAAUAAAAGAUCUUCCAGCAGAAUUCCAUCAAAGCUUGUGACGGCUAGCCUGGCAGUUGGAGAAUCAAGUCUGGAGAGGUUAAGUCCGCUAUAUGAUGCUGAUGACAAGACAGAUGGGCCAGAUGUGCUAUACUUAAACGAAGACGAUAAGACGAUCCAUACCUUCAUUCACAAGCAAGCCUCGGCAAAGUUUAAUAUGGGACAUAAGAAGAAGAAGUUUUUGUGGACAGAAGAGGCAGAUAGACUAUUGGUGAUUGAAUAUGCAAGAUACCGAUCUGCUCUUGGGGCAAAAUAUCACCGUGUAGAUUGGGCAUCAGUUCCAAAUCUUCCGGCGCCACCUAAUACCUGCAAAAGAAGAAUGUCGGUCUUGAAUAGCUAUAUGCCAUUUAGAAAAGCUGUAAUGAAACUAUGCAAUAUGCUUGCCGAGCGCUAUUCAAAGUACCUUGCGCAACGUCAUGAUAAGAUAUUGGAUGAUGGGGAUUUUAUAAAGAUGACCAAUGAUCCUUCACUUGUAGAAAAUCGUUUAAAGUCUUCCGCCACAGUGUCUGAAGAAUGGGCCAAUUUUGAUGAGGAUGUCAUCAAGUUAGUGGUAAAUGAGAUUUUGAGACAUAAAAGGAUGGCUAAGUUGGAGGUUUCCCAGGAUACUUUUCCAGACCAAGAAAAUAGUGAGGAUAGUGACAAUGAGGGUUGUGAAAGGCCUAUGGCUUCUGGUCAAAGAUCAAGAUCGCGAAAGCCGCCUGUAAAGUAUAUGAAGCUUUCAAGUGACUAUGGAAGUGUUUGCAGACAGAUGCACGAAUCAGUUGCUGUGGCAAAUGCUGCAGAGUUAUUUAAGUUAAUCUUCCUAAGCAAUUCUAAAGCCCCUGAAGUGCCAAUAUUGCUGGCUGAAACUCUACGUCGAUAUUCUGAGCAUGAUCUCUUUGCUGCUUUUAACUACUUGAGAGAGAAAAAGAUCAUGAUUGGUGGUAGCUCAAACACUCCUUUCGUGCUAUCACAGCACUUCAUGCAUAGUAUCUCACGAUCCACAUUCCCAGAUGAUACUGGAAAAAGAGCCGCUGAUUUUCUCACAUGGCUUCACGAAAGAGAAGAGGAUUUAAUGGAAGAAGGCAUUGAUGUCCCUUCCGAUCUUCAGUGUGGUGAAGUUUUCACUUUGUGCGCUUUAAUAUCUUCAAGCGAGCUUUCGAUUACUCCAUGCUUGCCUGACGAAGGUGUUGGUGAGGUAGAAGAUAACAGAGCUUCCAAACGAAAAUGUGACAAUAACGAGAUGGACAGUGGAGACAAAUCUAAGAAACUGAAAACAUCUUUUACCGGGGAAGGUGAGAUGACCUCUCGCCGGGAAAAAGGUUUUCCCGGCAUAAAAUUAUGCUUGCAGCGUGAAUCAUUCAAAGUCGAGGAUGUGCACAGGGUCCCACUAUUCGGUGAAAAAAAUCAAGGCAUACUAAUGGAUGCUAAUUAUGGUGCAUCUGAUUCUGAUAUAGCUGAUUAUGUGAGAGAAAUGCUUGAUUCUGGUAGGACAACCCAUCGUGUGCUUGAUGUGGGUGAGUCGCCAUGGGAAUCUAUGACCAGAUAUGCCGAACAUCUGACAUCUUCACGCUCUUAUGAAGGAGAAAGUUCUACUCUAAAUCCAGACUUAUUCAAAAACCUCUAUUCCGCUAUUCAUAAAUCUGGAGACAAUGGUCUGAGCAUGAAAAAUGUUCGCAAAGUUUUGAACACUAAAGAUGAGAAGAUGUUGGAACUUAUAAUUGAGGUUCUUGAAGCAUUUGGACGAACUUUAAAGGUCAAUGGUUAUGAUUCCCUUCGCGUGGUGGAUGCUUUAUAUCGAUCCAAGUAUUUCUUGAGCUCUGUACGUGGCCGUGUUGGUAUGUUUCUUAAACGUCAGAAAAGAAAAUUUGAGGAUGAGUGUGUACCUCUUGAUCUUGAUAAUCAAGGAGAGUAUGUUUCUCCAUUAGCGAAUGAAAUUAACACAAGUGCCGAUGAAGAGCAUAGGGUAACAAUUCUAAAUCUGCUUGAAGAUGUUUCUGGCCCUUCUGCUGUUUUAUCGACAACGGAUAACAUUACGAGCUACCAGCACUCUGAUUCGGCUUCUCCUAUAAUUACUAGAACUGAAGAUUUUGGAUUCCAUUCUGUAGAUGCUCGGUUAUGUCGGCCCCUGUUACCAUGGAUGAAUGGAGAUGGUACCAUAAAUGAACCUGUGUACAAGGGGCUCAUACGUCGAGUCCUUGGUAUCGUAAUGCAAAAUCCGGGAAUAUUAGAGGAUAACAUUAUAAAACAUAUGCAAGGUCUAAAUCCUCAGAGCUGCAAACGAUUGUUGGAGAUAAUGAUUUUGGAUAAUCACAUAGUCACGCGCAAAAUGCAACAAAAGACAUCGUCUCAGCCCCCUUCCAUUCUCGGAAACCUUCUUGGCGACAGGUUUAGAAAAUCGAAGCUGAUAUCUCGAGUUCACUACUUUGCAAAUCCUAUGAGCACAACAUUGUUGUAG
Striga hermonthica is the source of this 5547-nucleotide messenger RNA. Lineage: Eukaryota; Viridiplantae; Streptophyta; Magnoliopsida; Lamiales; Orobanchaceae. The record is from the annotation of a GenBank genome assembly.